Molecule: messenger RNA, 1120 nt
Organism: Cynoglossus semilaevis (tongue sole)
Lineage: Eukaryota; Metazoa; Chordata; Actinopteri; Pleuronectiformes; Cynoglossidae
Gene: ascl1a
Product: achaete-scute family bHLH transcription factor 1a
Exons: 2
Coding region: 369-1013 (214 amino acids)
Biological process (GO): developmental process; regulation of transcription by RNA polymerase II
Molecular function (GO): RNA polymerase II transcription regulatory region sequence-specific DNA binding; DNA-binding transcription factor activity, RNA polymerase II-specific; protein dimerization activity
Source: RefSeq, a predicted model, not a curated record
GAGCGAGAGAGAGAGAGAGAACACACUCCGGACUCCGUGUAUUUGUUUAGGGCUCCAGUGGCACGCGUCCGGCGCACGCUGCGCACCGGCACCGGCGCAUGUGUGGAAGCCCGAGGUGGAUCCACGCGACCGCGGGGCGUGGCCACGGCCGCUUCCAAACGCCUGUAAAAGCCGUGGCGUCUGUGCCGCAGGAGUCAGAGCAGCUUUGAGGCGCAAACAGUGGAGCAGGAGCGCGUCACAGCCGCGGACACACGUGAACGGCACGAGCGGGACACGCCGCCACAGAGACCUGCUGACUCCACUGUGUACUCUGGAGUUUUCUUUUUUUUUUCAAACUCUUCAAGCUGGUGUCGGAUCACAGAGCCGGGAUGGAAAUUAACGCCACUCAGCUGCAGCCGCAGAUGAUGCCAGCCGCCUGUUUCUUCUCCGCGCAGAGCAUCCAGCAGCAGAGCCCGUGCGUCGGCGGCAAGUCCGCCUCCAAGCAGCCGAAGCGACAGCAUCAGCAGCAGGAGCAGCAUCAGCAUCAACCCCACCCCCAUCAGCACCAGCAGCAGCAGCAACAGCAGCAGCGCUCCUCCUCACCGGAGCUGCUGCGCUGCAAACGCAGACUCAACUUCGCCACCUUCGGCUACAGUUUACCGCAGCAGCAGCCGCACGCAGUGGCGCGCAGGAACGAGCGUGAGCGUAACCGCGUCAAGCUGGUCAACAACGGCUUCGCCACGCUGCGCGAGCACGUCCCCAACGGCGCGGCCAACAAGAAGAUGAGCAAAGUGGAGACGCUGCGCUCGGCCGUGGAGUACAUCCGUGCGCUGCAGCAGCUGCUGGACGAGCACGACGCCGUCAGCGCCGCCUUCCAGUCCGGCGUUCUGUCGCCCGACAUGCCGCAGGGAUACUCGGCCGACAUGAACUCCAUGGCCGGGUCUCCGGUGUCGUCCUACUCCUCUGACGAGGGGUCGUACGACCCGCUGAGCCCGGAGGAGCAGGAGCUGCUGGACUUCGCCAACUGGUUCUGAACAUCCUGUUUAUGAAAAACCUGGAUCAACUCUCUCACCGCGGUCGUCCACUGUGGUCCUGACGGUCCUGAGGAUGGAGGAGGCUGCUCCUCCGGCUGUGCACGCGG